Messenger RNA from Oncorhynchus keta (chum salmon), 10258 nucleotides. RefSeq names its product broad substrate specificity ATP-binding cassette transporter ABCG2-like. Gene Ontology annotation, cellular component: plasma membrane. The transcript is spliced from 17 exons. The coding region runs from base 7621 to 9657 and encodes 678 amino acids. Gene Ontology annotation, molecular function: ATP hydrolysis activity; ABC-type transporter activity; ATP binding. The record is from RefSeq and is a predicted model, not a curated record. NCBI's taxonomy places the organism in Eukaryota, Metazoa, Chordata, Actinopteri, Salmoniformes, Salmonidae.
CUAGUCAAGAGCAGCUGCUGUACCUGGAAAAAGGAAUCGGACAACCUCAACCAUCAGUUUCUCAGGAGUUGUCUGAAAUUGUAUUACGUAAUCUCAUCCUACAAGUGUAUCUUAAUUUGAUCACUGUUGCUGUGAAUUUUCCUACACCUUAGAAAAUGCAGAUUUACAUAAAUUCACUGAAAAUACACACUAACACACUGUUAUAUUAACAGUAUUGCACUUUUCAUGUAACCUACUUUUCACACAGCCAGCUAAUAACUACAGAUAAUUUUUUGCUCGGACCAAUAUAGUUCACAUUAAGAUCCUACAUCUGUAGGUUAUGGAAGUUCACAUUCACCUGUGCCCUCAUGCAGUCUUCAGAUGUGUAUCAAAGUUGAUGUGGGUGGGAACGCUUCUAGCUAUGGUGUACAUUGGCGUGCGGGCUCGCCUCAUGUAUGCACGCAUGCAUCAGUCAGUCUCACGAAUGCUCAUGGAAAUUCUGGUUUGUUUUGUCAGGGAGUGCCUCUUGCAUAUCCCUUGCACUUUGGACCAAAUAUAGAAUAUCUCCACUAAACAACUGUUUUCUACACUUGCUGUAUCCUUUUGUCAAUUAAAUAGAUUGUAUCACCCCUCUUGCUGUUUGUUGUGUUACCUUGCAUUAUUAUUAUUAUCAUAACUUUAUGUAAGCUAUUUUUUUCUUCUUUAUUUCACCUUUAUUUAACCAGGUAGGCUAGUUGAGAACAAGUUCUCAUUUACAACUGCGACCUGGCCAAGAUAAAGCAAAGCAGUGUGACACAAACAACACAGAGUUACACAUGGGAUAAACAAAUGUACAGUCAAUAACACAAUAGAAAAGUCUAUACAGUGUGUGCAAAUGUAAGAUUAGGGAGGUAAUGCAAUAAAUAGGUCAUAGUGGUGAAAUAAUUACAAUUUAGCAAUUAAACACCGGAGUGAUAGAUGUGCAGAAGAUGAAUGUGCAAGUAGCGACACUGGUGUGCAAAGGAGCAACAACAACAAAAAAUAACAUGGGGAUGAGACAGUUGGGUGGGCUAUUUAUAUAUUUGCUGCUCUGACAGCUGAUGCUUAAGAGUUAGUGAGGGAGAUAUGUCUCCAGCUUCAGUGAUUUUUGCAUUUCAUUCCAGUCAUUGGUAGCAGAGAACUGGAAGGAAAGGUGGCCAAAGUAGGAGUUGGCUUUGGAGGUGACCAGUGAUAUAUACCCCUGCUGGAGCACGUGGUACGGGUGGGUGCUGCUAUGGUGACCGAUGAGCUGAGAUAAGGCAGGGCUUUACCUAGCAGACUUAUAGAUGACCUGGAGCCAGUGGGUUUGGCGACGAAUAUGAAGCAAGGGCCAGCCAACGAGAGCAUACAGGUCACAGUGGUGGGUAGUAUAUGGGGCUUUGGUGACAAAACGGAUGGCACUGUGAUAGACUACAUCCAAUUUGCUGAGUAGAGUGUUAUGAGUUUUAUUUUAUUUAUUUUACCUUUAUUUAACCAGGCAAGUCAGUUAAGAACACAUUCUUAUUUUCAAUGACGGCCUGGGAACAGUGGGUUAACUGCCUGUUCAGGGGCAGAACGACAGAUUUGUACCUUGUCAGCUCGGGGGUUUGAACUCACAACCUUCCGGUUACUAGUCCAACGCUCUAACCACUAGGCUGUGUUGUAAAUGUGUUGUAAAUGUGUUGUAAAUGUGUGAGUGUUGUAAAUUACAUCGCUGAAGGAUCACUAGGAUAGUCAGUUUUACGAGGGUAUUUUUGGCAGCGUGAUUGAAGGAUGCUUUGUUGCGAAAUAAGAAGCCGAUUCUAGAUAUAAUUUUGGAUUGUAGAUGCUUAAUGUGAGUCUGGAAGGAGUGUUUACAGUCUAACCAGAGACCUAGGUAUUUGUAGUUGUCCACAUAUUCUAAGUCAGAACCGUCCAGAGUAGCGAAUGCUGGACGGGCGGGCGGGUGCGGGCAGCGAUCGGUUGAAAGGCAUGAAUUUAGUUUUGCUUGCAUUUAAGAGCAGUUGGAGGCCACGGAAGGAGUGUUGUAUGGCAUUGAAGCUCAUCUGCAGGUUAGUUAACACAGUGUCCAAAGAGGGGCCAGAAGUAUACAGAAUGGUGUCGUCUGCGUAGAGGUGGAUCAGAGAAUCACCAGCAGCAAGAGCAACAUCAUUGAUGUAUACAGAGAAGCCCAAGUCAUGUCUCACUUUACUCUUGUAAAACAGUCAUCAUAAUUUGACAUAGCAUAUUUUAUAAAUCCAACUGUAUAUAAAACAUCUCAAAGAGUUUUUAAUUGCUUUUUUCACCUUCAACUUUAUUUGCUACUUGUUCUUUUUUACUUUUUAUUUGGCAUUUGAUUCUUGAUUGAUAUUGAUAUUGUACUUAAUUGUUGAGGAGAGUUAGCGAGUAAGCGUUUCACUACUGUUUACACCUGUAUCCAAUAAACUUUGAUUUGAUUCGAUUUUGAUACAAUCAUCAUAGUCUCUAGUAAAAUAUAUAUAUAUAUUUUUACUUGAUGAAUUUGUUCCGAAUUUCAAUAUCAACAACAAUUUGAUGGGGAAACAGAUGUAUUUUAUUUUAUUUGUCUUUUUUCAAAAUGUUAUGAAAUGCUGAUGGACUGUUUCAUAAUUUUCAUAAUCUGGCGUUAUGAAACUAAUUAUAACUUGAUUGAUGAUUUCCGACUGUAACUGGGAAGUAUUUACUUUCUUAUACAUUACCCUCCCUUUUCUCUUAUCAGCUAAGCCCAUGUUUACACAACCACAUAAAAAGCAAACCAGAAAUAAGUCACAAACACACACACACCACGGGUACAAAUACGCACCCUGGGUCCCUCCUUGUCUUGGCUACUGAGAUACGUGAUGUCGUGAGAGAGCUGUCUGUUGAAUCUGACAAUUAAUCUUAAUGGUUGAAUAGUCGUCUCAAAUAAAACUGUUAAGGACCUCGACGUUACUCUGGUACCCUGAUCUCUCUUUUGACGAACAUAUCAAGACUGUUUCAAGGACAGCUUUUUUUCCAUCUACGUAACAUUGCAAAAAUCAGAAACUUUCUGUCCAAAAAUGAUGCAGAAAAAUUAAUCCAUGCUUUUGUUACUUCUAGGUUAGACUCCUGCAAUGCUCUACUUUCCGAUUCCGGCAACCCGGAUGUAGCACUAAAUAAACUUCCGUUAGUGCUAAAUACGUCUGCUAGAAUCCUGACUUGAACCAAAAUAUUUGAUCAUAUUACUCCAGUGCUAGCCUCCAUACACUGGCUUCCUGUCAAGGCAAGGGCUGAUUUCAAGGUUUUACUGCUAACCUACAAAGCAUUACAUGGGCUUGCUCCUACCUAUCUCUCUGAUAUGGUCCUGCCGUACAUACCUACACGUACGCUACGGUCACAAGACGCAGGCCUCCUAAUUGUCCCUAGAAUUUCUAAGCAAACAGCUGGAGGCAGAGCUUUCUCCUAUAGAGCUCCAUUUUUAUGGAAUGGUCUGCCUACCCAUGUGAGAGACGCAGACUCGGUCUCAACCUUUAAGUCUUUACUGAAGACUCAUCUCUUCAGUUGGUCAUAUGAUUGAGUGUAGUCUAGCCCAGGAGUGUGAAGGUGAACGGAAAGGCUCUGGAGCAACCGCCCUUGCUGUCUCUGCCUGGCCGGUUCCCCCCUUUCCACUGGGAUUCUCUGCCUCUAACACUAUUACAGGGGCUGAGUCCCUAGGAGGGGUGCGUCACUUGAGUGGGUUGAGUCCCUGAUGUGAUCUUCCUGUCUGGGUUGGUGCCCCCCCUUGGGUUGUGCCGUGGCGGAGAUCUUUGUGGGCUAUACUCGGCCUUGUUUCAGGAUGGUAAGUUGGUGAUUGAAGAUAUCCCUCUAGUGGUGUGGGGGCUGUGCUUCGGAAAAGUGGGUGGAGUUAUAUCCUUCCUGUUUGGCCCUGUCUGGGGAUAUCAUCGGAUGGGGCCACAGUGUCUCCUGACCCCUCCUGUCUCAGCCUCCAGUAUUUAUGCUGCAGUAGUUUAUGUGUCGGGGGGCUAGGGUCAGUUUGUUAUAUCUGGAGUACUUCUCCUGUCUUAUCCGGUGUCCUGUGUGAAUUUAAGUAUGCUCUCUCUAAUCCUCUCUUUCUUUCUCUCUCUCUCUCUCGGAGGACCUGAGCCCUCGGACCAUGCCUCAGGACUACCUGGCAUGAUGACUCCUUGCUGUCCCCAGUCCACCUGGCUGUGCUGCUGCUCCAGUUUCAACUGUUCUGCCUGCGGCUAUGGAAUCCUGACCUGUUCACUGGACGUGCUACCUGUCCCAGACCUGCUGUUUUCAACUCUCUGGAGACAGCAGGAGUGGUAGAGAUACUCUUAAUGAUCGGCUAUGAAAAGCCAACUGACAUUUACUCCUGAGGUGCUGACUUGCUGCACCCUUGACAACUACUGUGAUUAUUAUUAUUUGACCAUGCUGGUCAUUUAUGAACAUUUGAACAUCUUGGCCAUGUUCUGUUGUAAUCUCCACCUGGCACAGCCAGAAGAGGACUGGCCACCCCUCAUAGCCUGGUUCCUCUCUAGGUUUCUUCCUAGGUUUUGGCCCUUCUGGGGAGUUUUUCCUAGCCGCCGUGCUUCUACACCUGCAUUGCUUGCUGUUUGGCGUUUUAGGCUGGGUUUCUGUACAGCACUUUGAGAUAUCAGCUGAUGUACGAAGGGCUAUAUAAAUACAUUUGAUUUGAUUCAUAAUGCUGACAAACUGGUGACUCCAGCUCUCUCUGCUUGUUUUCUCAAUGUGUAUUAGCAUGAAUUGUCAUCCGUCACCUUUCCUUUUCUCUAAAGAGACAGCUGUGGUCAUUCCUGAGCAAAGUAUGAGGUGUUACCCUGAGUCAACAUAGUUGGGCCUUUGCCAUUACUAGUUUAUGGUGUUGACUGUGAAGGACUGCGUUCCAGACAUAUUUUACGUAUAUUGGUAUGUGAUACUCUGGAUGUGUUUGUUUAGGAAGUGUAGAAUAGAAAUAUGUUGUCUUGUCUUUAUGAAAGAUAUAAUUGAGUAUGUGUGUGAUUACUGAAAUGUUUUGAAGAGAUUGCUUCCCAGCAGCAAAUGUUAGAGGGUGCAGGGAAAUGCUUGUGUUAUAGAGCCUAACAAUGCAGCAAAAAAGUCUCACAAGUAGGUCUACAUAAAUAAUCAUAAAAAACAAGAAAUCACGACCGUCAGAACGAAUCCAGUUGACAACCCAAAUAACACUGUAUAAGUAAUCCAAAUGCAAUCUUUGCCUAUAUACACCAAAAAUAUAUAGACUACUUAGAAUGAUAUGUAGAGACCUACAGCAGUCAGGGGGACAGGAAACAUUAUGGCGAGGGGGAGGCGGUAUUUGUCACAGCACUUUUUAAUCAAGUGUAGAAGCAACUGAUUUAGUUUAAUAAAAUAUAUCGACGCUUAGUAUUCAAAAGAUUUGUCAACUCGCAGAACAUUUUUAUGUCCUUCAUAUCGGAGUGCUGCUGCAGCGCUUUGCGUGUCUUGAUUCACGAAAAUCGCAGGUCGCGCGAUAGCUCAAGGCGCGCUCUCUAAUUUCCUCUGGUAUUUAGCAAGCUUGAUAACACAUCACUCCCCCUACACAAGCAAAAACUGUUACAUAAAUGUUGACACAAGAAAAAACGUUUACAAAAAUGUAGAAUUCUUAAUACCUGAACAUUAGCGAUCUGACAUGACGUAUUGCAUUGAAACGAUACUAUUUUUCGGUCUGAUCAACUCUAGAUUGGGCUACUAACAGCAGCAUCUGUUAGCCUACAAUGCGCUCUGUCCCUCUGGCCAGGGUAAACGAAGCGGUUUUAAACGUUGUAUAUGUAUAGCCCAUUUGUUUGUGAGAACGUGAAUGGGAUUACAUGUGGUUUAUAUUAAAAACUGGGCUGACUAGGCUAUCUGUACUUUUUUGAUCCAAAAUGAUUAACGGGAAUGAAUAAACACAAUAGCUGUUAUAGACUGUGAAUACAUUUUUAAUUAGGCCUACCAUUGGACAGUACAAACACGAUGCAAACCUGCACAAAGCAAGCUCAGCCAUGUGCGUUUUAUUGUCCAAUCAUGUUGCUUUCUCUGUGUCUGUGUCUAGGAACCCCCCAUAGUCAAUUAAAACGUAAUUCAUAUAUAAUUCAUAUGAACAAAUACAAGGUUGCUGUAGUUUGACAGGGUUUCCAUCCUCGUCAAGGCCAGAAGUUAAAAAACAACAUUUGACAUGAUUAGGAAAACUCUGGUCCCAUCAUAGCCCAUAUGAAACCUUUUUAUAACAGGUUGAUUACGUCAUACCAUUUAAGGUCCGGAGUUUUACCUGAUUAGGUUACCAGAUCAAAUAAAUAUAGUCAUUUUUAUACAGUCCUUUCAAUUUAUCAAAUUUUCUAUUGAAAUCCACUUAAAUUACAUGUAAAUCAUAGUCCUGAAAUAUCAGUUUGAAGAUGAUCUCAAUCAUUGGGGUUGUGCUCUAGAUACGAAUGAGAGCAAUUGAAAGAUAGUUUUAUUUUGUGAAAAUGAGGCAAUAAUUAAGAAUUGCUUAUUUGCCCAUGCUUAUUUGCCAAUGUCCUGGUUGAACCAUUCAUGCACACGCUUUGCACAAUUUAACAGCAUGGCUCGGUUUGGGAGGCGCCCAUACUGUCAUAGGAAAGAUCUCAAGUAUAUAUCCUCGCGUCCUCUCGCCUCGCCUCCUUCUCAAAACCCAUUGGAUGAGAAAGCCAGAGGUCCCGCCCCUCUGACCUUCUCCUCCAAUGGGUUUUGAGAAGGAGACCGAGGAGAGAUGACGCGAAGAGUAUGUAUUGAGAUUUCUCCAUAGCCGCUUCUCUUAUUCAACACCGGUAGUAUAAAUUCAUUGGCCAAAGCGGAUCGUUGGUCACACGCGUGGUUUGGUUCGGUCUUUUCUAGUACAAGACUGGAGAGGACUGUAGAAAUUUCAAAGUUUACAGGCGGUAGUGCACUUCUUUUGACGAGAAUCCCUUUGGUCAGAAGUAACUCAAUCAAGUUUGCAGAUGCCACAACAGUGGUGUGCUUGAUUUACCAACAAUGAUGAGAUAACCUACAGGGAGGAGGUGAGGGGAGUGGUUCCAGGGAAAUAACCCCUCCCUCAACGUCAACAAAAGGAAGGAGCUGAUCGUGGACUUCGGGAGACAGUAGAGAGAGCACACCCCCAUCCACCCCGACAGGGCAGCAGUGGAGAGGGUGGAAGGCAUCAAGUUCCUCGGCGUGCACAUCACUGACAACCUGAAAUGGUUCAUCCACACAGAGAGUGUGGUGAAGAAGACGCAACAGCCCCUAAGACCCAACGGCUUGGACCUUAAGACCCUCACAAACUUCUACAGAUGCACCAUUGAGAGCAGCCUGUCAGGCUGUAUCACCUCCUGGUACAGCAAUUGCACCGUCCGCAACCGCAGGGCUCUCUACACUGCCUGCCUUACAAGACAUCUACAGCACCCGGUGUCACAGGAAGGCCAAGAAGAUCAUAAAGGACCUCAGCCACCCGAGACAGUACAGGUGCAUCAAAGCUGGGACCAAGAGACUGAAAAACAGCUUCUAUCUCCAUGCCAUCAGACUAUUAAAUAGUCACCACUAGCCGGCCUCCAUCCAGUACCCUGCCCUGAACCUUAGUCACUGUUACUGGCCGACUACCACCUGGUACUCAACCCCGCACCUUGGAGACUGCUGCGCUAUGUACAUCGUCAUUGAAGACUGGUCUCACCCCUGCAGAUAAUGACCGAUCGAGCCAAUCACAUCAGCGUCGCCAUGACUGAAGCCGUCACGUCCACCAACGGGACGCCCAGGACCAAGGUCAUAACCAGCAGCACCAUGGUGGAGCUGAACAAGCUGCAGCCCCGGGGCUCCACGGUCAGCUUCCACAGCAUACAGUACAAGGUGAAGCUGAAGACUGGACCGCUCUGCAAGAGGAAGAACACUGCCAGGGAGAUACUGGUGGACCUCAAUGGCAUCAUGAGACCGGGUCUAAAUGCUAUUCUAGGACCCACUGGGAGUGGAAAGUCCUCGUUCCUGGACGUUCUAGCAGCCAGGAAGGACCCCUCUGGUCUCUCAGGGGAGGUGCUGAUCGACGGGGCGCCACAACCACCCAACUUCAAGUGCCUCUCCGGCUAUGUUGUCCAGGACGACGUGGUGAUGGGGACUCUGACGGUGAGGGAGAACCUGCGAUUCUCUGCAGCGCUGCGUCUGCCCCGCUCUGUGCCCCAGAAAGAGAAGGACACCAGGGUCAACGACCUCAUCACCGAGCUAGGCCUGACCAAGGUGGCUGAUGCUAAGGUUGGUACCCAGAUGAUCCGGGGGAUUUCUGGAGGGGAGAGGAAGAGGACCAACAUCGGCAUGGAGCUCAUCAUCGACCCCUCUGUUCUCUUCUUGGAUGAACCCACCACGGGCCUGGACGCUAGCACCGCUAACUCUGUCCUGCUGCUGCUCAAAAGAAUGGCCAAUCAGGGACGCACCAUCAUCAUGUCCAUCCACCAACCGCGUUACUCCAUAUACCGGCUGUUCGACUCCCUGACCCUGCUAGUUAGCGGCAAACAGGUGUACCAUGGGCCGGCCCAGAAUGCACUGGACUAUUUCGCCGACAUAGGUUACGCCUGCGAGGCCCACAACAACCCAGCCGACUUCUUCCUAGACGUCAUCAACGGAGACUCUACUGCCACUGCUAUGAACAAGAUUCAGGGAGAAGACAUUGACUUUGAGGAGCUGAGUGGCUCCAGGCAGACCAUCGAGGAGCGUCUAGUGGAGGAGUACAGGAACUGCUCCUACUUCAGAGACACCCAGGUCGAGCUGGAGAGGAUCACCCAGGGAAAGCAGUACACCACCAAGCCCACGUCCCGUACCAUCACCUACAACAGCUCCUUCUUCACCCAGCUCCACUGGGUCCUAGGCAGAACCUUCCGGAACCUAGCGCUGAACCCCCAGACCUCCGUCGCACAGCUGGGAGUCACCAUUUUUCUGGCUCUUAUUGUGGGUGCCAUUUUCUUCGGGGUGAAGGACAACCAGAGUGGAAUACAGAACAGGAUUGGUGCUCUUUUCUUCAUCACCACCAACCAAUGUUUCAGCACGCUGUCCGCUGCAGAACUCUUCAUCACAGAGAGGAAGCUGUUUGUCCAUGAGUACAUCAGCGGGUACUACAGAGUCUCAGUCUACUUCCUGUCCAAGAUCCUGUCUGACAUCAUCACCCUGCGCACCAUCCCCGCCAUCGUCUUCAGCUGCGUGGCCUACUUCAUGAUUGGUUUUAAAACCACUCCAGCAGCCUUCUUCAUCUUCAUGUUCACCGUAACCCUGGUGGCCUACACAGCCACCGCCAUGACCAUGGCCAUCUCUGCCGACCAGAGUGUGGUGGCAAUGGCCAACAUCUUCAUGACCAUUAGCUUCGUCUUCAUGAUGAUUUUCUCAGGUCUGCUGGUGAACCUGCCCAGUAUCAUGAACUGGCUGGCCUGGUUGAAGUACCUCAGUAUCCCUCGCUACGGUCUAACAGCCCUGGAGAUCAACGAGUUUGUGGGGCUGAAGUUCUGUGAGGACCCUGCCGUUCGCACCACCAUGUCUCCUGGCUCUGGCAUGAUGACCAACUGCAGUAUGAACACUACUCACACUCUCGGGAUAACGUGCACAGGGGAACAAUACCUGGACUACCUAGGAAUAGAAUACACUACAUGGGGCCUAUGGGAAAACCACGUUGCCUUGGCAAUAAUGACACUCAUUUUCCUGGUCAUCGCCUAUCUGAAGCUGCGGUUUAUUAAGAAGUUCACAUAAGAAGUGUCUUACUUUGCCUUACAAUUCACUCCUCUGUGGUUAUAUCAAUGACAAACUGCCCGUAGUUUCUCUCAACAUACAUAUGUUAUAACAUGAAGCAGUGUGCCUAUGGUUUGCACUGAGACAGGUUAAAUGGGUAGUUCCGCCAAAUUACAUAUUCACGUAUUAAUUUCCUGGACAAGUGGAGACUGCAAUCCACGCUUUGGCUUUGCUGAACUUGCUACACUAGCACUGUAAAUGAGUAAUUUGGCUGAACUGUCACUCUAACGUUCAAUAUCUAUGCAUGAAUGUACAUUUUCACCACAUGAAUAUUAAUGUGGAAUCUUUGCCCUCCAGUAGUCAUUGUUCUCAUGUUGACUGCUGUGUUUAUUUGGUAGCGUUUGUUCCAGUCUAGUACCAGACUGUCUUGGUAUUUAGUUAAUCCGUUUCUAUUUAUAGAGGAACUGAAGUCAUUUAUUUGAAAAAAUUAUGAUGUUGAAUUAUGUAAAAAAUUAUGAAUGACUUUUAUUAGUGCUUUUUUUGUUUGUUUCUAUUGUGUUUAUUACCUUUUUAUCUAUACUAGGUUUUUGGAAACAAUGCUUUUAUAAACAUUUUCAUGUAA